Molecule: messenger RNA, 525 nt
Organism: Penicillium canescens
Lineage: Eukaryota; Fungi; Ascomycota; Eurotiomycetes; Eurotiales; Aspergillaceae
Product: cytochrome b-c1 complex subunit 10
Exons: 5
Coding region: 1-375 (124 amino acids)
Biological process (GO): mitochondrial electron transport, ubiquinol to cytochrome c
Source: RefSeq, a predicted model, not a curated record
AUGUUCGGCUUCAAGUCACGUGCCAAUUCGGGCGCUCCCGGUUUUCGUCGAAGUGCCAGCUCUCCCCCCGAGCCAUUGUCCCUCCAAAUCACACCGGUGUCAUUCAAAAUGUUUGCCACUACCGCUCGCCGCGCCGCGGCCCAGGCCUCCGCCUUCGCUCCCAAGUACACCAUCCCCCCUCGCUUCGGUGGUUACACCCUGGGCACCGCCAUCAAGACCGGUACCCUCCUCGGUAGCUUCGGUGUCGCCAUCGGCACUGGUGCUCUCUUCAUCUUCGGCGAGGUCCCCCGUGUGCGCAACGACAUCCUCCGCCAGCUCCCCUUCCUCGACACCUACUACGACCGCAGCAUCCCCGCCGAGGACAACCCCUUCUAAAUUAUCCGCGGAUAUAUACCUGUUCCCCUUUUUGACCGAUAUGGCUUGGAAAUUCUGGACAGGCUGGGGCUGCACUGUGUAGAAUAGCGAUGAAGGUCUUUUCUGUUUUAAUAGCACAUAGAAACGGCUGUUUCCAAAGUGUUUUACCUU